AUGAUAACGAAGGCAAUAGAAGCUAGUGGAACAGUUACUAUUACAACUGUAACCCAGCAACUAUUUCGAACAAAGAUGGAUUUUAAUGAAUGUUUCAUUCAUCCAAAAUCAUUCUCUUUAGACCCUAACAUUUAUACAGAACUUGUAGAACAUUAUACAAACGAGGCUUUAUGUUUUCCUGUUAAAGUUAUGGAUUGGAUUCCUAUGGACGGUUCAUUCUCAAAGAAUACAGAUAGUUCAAGUGCAACAUUUACAGCAGCUUAUACGCCUAUUAAUGUUAAAAGUAUUUGGGCACUAUUUAGAAAGAAAGACAACUAUUAUGUUAAUUUUGAGAACCCUAAGUUUAAAUAUCUUCAGCUUUCCAUGGGAGCUUAUGGAAAUAUGCCUGCAGAACCUGAAAAAUCAUAUGGACCUGUAUUUUAUGAAAUGGUUGCGAACGCUUGCAAUACAAACAAUGAUAUGAUAGGAUUUAAUGAAGAUGUUAUGAGGUCAUUGGUGGAUGAUGGUAGUGUGGAACAUAAAUGGGAUAGCUAUGACAACACACAUUUCUUAUGUGGUUUUCCAACAGAAGUGGACUUUUGCUUCCAGCAAG
This is a messenger RNA of Trichomonas vaginalis G3, 592 nucleotides long. RefSeq lists its product as uncharacterized. The annotation marks the transcript as partial. The transcript has a single exon. Lineage: Eukaryota; Parabasalia; Trichomonadida; Trichomonadidae. The record is from RefSeq and is a predicted model, not a curated record.